Messenger RNA from Oryzias melastigma (Indian medaka), 6414 nucleotides. It is a transcript of the gene spred3, whose product is annotated as sprouty related EVH1 domain containing 3. The record is from RefSeq and is a predicted model, not a curated record. Gene Ontology annotation, molecular function: protein kinase binding. NCBI's taxonomy places the organism in Eukaryota, Metazoa, Chordata, Actinopteri, Beloniformes, Adrianichthyidae. Gene Ontology annotation, biological process: multicellular organism development; negative regulation of MAPK cascade. The transcript has 5 exons. The coding region runs from base 1233 to 2849 and encodes 538 amino acids. Gene Ontology annotation, cellular component: membrane.
UUCUAUUUCUUUUUAUUAGCAUCCUUCAGCAAAACGCCAGAAUGGAAUUGAGCGCGCGCGGCGGCGGAAACGCUCCACCACAGCCAGCAUCCCGGCUCCAUCCGCUGCUGCACAGCUGAGCCGCGGAUAAAAACACCAUUACGUAGUCUUGAUUCAACAGCAUACACCCCGUUUCUGAUAGAUCCCACAGCCAGGACGUGAGAGAAGCUCAUCCACCUACAUGUGGAGGAUUUUCACGCAGCGCACGCACGGCCAAUUUGGACCAAAACAAACGCAUUUUUCCAAAUGGUGUUAAUAAUAAAUAAAUAAAAAUCUGAAGCGACGCCACCAUUCAAAUGGACGAAAACAAUCAGGAAAUGUGUCAAUGUGUAAAAUGCAUGGAGGUGAGGUGGGGGAGAGGGAAAAAAGGGCGAGAUAUGGCGAGUUUGGGGCCAGAAUCGCGUCAUUCAAGACAACCUACAGUAAAGGGAGGGAGGGAUGGAGGCGUUGUGAUUUUUAUCAACGUGUCUCGGGGUUUCAUUAUGAUUUUUAAAGCCAAACUUUAUGAAUGAAAUGUGAUUUUUUUCCCUCUCCCUCUGUCGUCCUCACCCCUCCUCUCCUUCUUCCCUUUUCUAAUCGGACCCCUCCCCCCAUCUCUCGUUUCCUCUCCAUCCUCUCACCCACUCGUCGCUUCUUUUUUUUUUUUUUCCUCCAUUCCUUUUUUUCACACGCGCGUGCAUUGUAUUUAGGCCUCUCCAUGCUUGCUUGCAUGCAUUCAUGCAGGGCCGCUCUGGAUCCGCUUUGGUUUCGUCCCCAUUCAUAAAAAAAAAGAAAAAAAAACACAUAUAAGAUGAUAUCGGCGCGUGCUAAUGAGCGCGUGCAGCAGGGGCGGAAUGGAAGGAUGCGAAGCUGCGCGAGGAGGCUGCAAACGGCGAAAUAUGCGCUGCUUUGUGUGCAUUUCAUGCACAUGUCGAGCCGCGGCGCUAAAUUAUUCAUCCGAACGGCUUCUUUUUUUUCAAUAAUGCCUCUGAUGGCGAAUGGGUGCGUUCAUUGAUACGUUCACGUGCAUUCAUGCUUCCUUCCAUCUCCAGCACUAUUAUUAGUUUUUUUUUUUUAUCAUCAUUUGGGUUUUUCUGAGUAUGGAUUACAACAAGAAUUGGGAUUAGAUUAGCUCCAGUGCGCGCGAGGCCUUUGCGCGCUCGCGCUGCAGUCUCAUUGUGUCUCAUUCAUAGAAAAUCUGUGUCUUUUUUUUAAUGAAAGCUGAACCUUCCUCCCUGCAGGACUGUCUGUUAUUCAUUGUUCUGCCCUCCUCUCCUCUCAACAGUGUGCGUGUUCGUGCCGUGGUGAUGACACGUGAUGACUCCAGUGGCGGUUGGGUGCCCCUCGGAGGUGGCGGCCUCAGCCAUGUGGUCAUAUGUAAGGGGAGGAGUCACGACGGCAGGGGGCGGAGAGAGUACAUCAUACGUGGAGAGCGGCUGCGAGAUCGAGCACCUGUGUUGGAGUGCGCCGUGCAGAGGGGGUUGGUCUACAACAAGGUGAAUCCCAUCUUCCAUCACUGGCGGGUGGAGGACAGGAAGUUUGGCCUUACAUUCCAGAGUCCCGCCGACGCCAUCUCCUUUGAGAACGGGCUGCAGACCAUCAUCGACAAGCUGGACAGAGGCUCCGACUCGCCCUCCUCCUCCACGCCGGAGGAGGCCGACACCGAGGACGACGGACAGGCCUCCCACACAGGGAGCGAGUCGUCGUCCAACAGCAGAAAGGAGAUGCUUCCCAAACCCAUCACCAUAGUGACGAGCGAGUCUUCAUCCACCUGUUUCGUGCGGCCAGAGGAGUUCAGCUUUGGAUCCACCCACGGCGUCACCACUCACACACCUGCUCAGAUCCACGGCAGACCGGGACUGCACCAGCUUUCACAGACCGUGCUGAACCCCCCCGCGCCUCCACCCCCGCCCCCCGCUCCACCCACCCCUCCCGUGGGGCCCCCGGCCUCGUCCCCCCUCUCACCCACCAUCUCGCUGCUGGAGGAGGAAGACCUGCACAGCGUGGACCCGUGCAAAGACCUGUGGGGGUCCCGCGGCUACGAGGACUACAGGCGCGCGGGGGCCACCAGGACUAUGGUUGGGGGGCUGACGGGGGGCGUGGUGGUCGGAGGCGGGGGGAGCCUCCAGGACAAGUCGGACCUGUGCGUGGUCCGCUUCGAGAAGGAGCUGGCGGGGGUGGGUACGGCGGGCUGCGAGGUGACCGUGAGCCUGGACAGCAAAGCCUCGCAGCGGCUGUCGUCGUCGUCGCCCACCUGCAUGUCCAUGCCCAACGCCGUGUCAGGUGUGUCCUCAGGUGCCGGCUCACCCCAGGAGACGGGCAAGGGCUCGCCCUCCCCCUGCUGCAUCCACACCUCCCUGGCCACGCCGCGCUCGCGGACUCGGAAAAGAGGAGGCGCCGGCGGCGGGAGCGGCGACCCGGGGGCCAUCUCGCCCGACGACGACAGCCCGUGCCCGCAGGCGUCGUCGUCCUGCUCGUCCCGCUGCGUGUACUGCCGCUCCGUGUUCAGCGCCUCGGAGAACGGGCGGGGCCGCUGCAGGGACGCCCCCGACCCGGCGCUGCACUGCCUGCGCCAGUGGACGUGCGUGUGGUGCGCGGAGAGCCUGCUCUACCACUGCAUGUCGGACUCGGAGGGGGAGUUCUGGGAGCCCUGUUCGUGCGAUGACUCUUUGGGGGGGCACCCGCACCCUCUGUGCUGCGCGCGCUGGCUGGCGCUGCUGGCCCUGUCGCUCUUCGUGCCCUGCAUGUGCUGCUACCUGCCUCUGCGCGCCUGCCUGCGGUGCGGGGAGAGGUGCGGCUGCUGCGGGGGGAAGCACAAAGCGGUCCGAUGAGGGGGGUAGGUAGGUAGAUAGGAAUCCCCGGAUUGAGAGGCGGGGGCACCUGCGGGGCUCCCAGCAGACCUCCAAAGCCUUUUCACUGCAUUCAGCUCCUCCUCCUUUCAGCCGGCUGCAGGUGCGCUGCAUCCGGGUCACGCUGUGCAGGAAUCACCUGGAGCCCUUACAGUGGACGAACAGCUGAUGGAGAGGAUGUGUACACUGUUCCAAACGUCCUUUUGGUUUGUUUUUGGUUUGUUUUUUUAAUUUACAAAGAAACUCUAAAGAAAAAAAACACACACCAGAUGUUUAUAUCUAUAUAUAAAUAUAUAUAUAUGAUUGUUAUAAUUUUAAUUGGUAUAUUUUAUUAAAUGUAAACCACAUUGACAAAAUUCCCAAACAGCACACACAUCCGUGUUCUCACUCCAGUGGAAGUUUCAUGUGUUCAUCGGUCAGAUGGGCAGAUGUCACCCUUUACCUCUAAGUUUACCUCAGACGUUACUCAAACCCUGGUCCAGGGGGGCAGAGGCGAUGGUGGGGGAGGAUUAAAGAGAGCACACGUAAAAAAAGAAAAGAAAAGUAAAGACAAGGCCACAAAUCCUGUUUGGUAUGGAGCUAAGUUAGAGCCAAAAUUAUUUGAAGCCCAAAUAAAACAAAUUGAAAAAACAGUAGUUUUGGCAAAAAAACAAAUAAAUUAAUUAAUUAAAAUCUCCUAAACUCUUUACUAUUCUAAAAUAAGCAGAAUUAUUUUCACCUUCAAAUGUUCAUUUUUUCUGGUUUCAAAACUAAAUUUUUCAAUUUCAAAUCUGGUUACAUUUUUUUUCACUUUCAACCCUUUUUUUUUCGAAUCAGAACAUUUUAGUUUUAAAACUUUAGGCCCUGUCGCUACAUUUUCUGUAUGUGGAACUCUAUCUUUUUUUCUGGUUUCAAAACUCAAAAUGUAAAUUUCAAAUCUUUUCCUCCAGUUUCAACAUUUUUUUUUCACUUCAACUCUUUUUAUUCUGUUUUCUAAUCCGAACAUGUCAUUUUUAAAACUUUUGGCCCUGUCGCUACAUAUUUUUAUAUGCAGAACUCCACUGGUUGCACCGCUCACCCCGCAUGCGUGAACCUCAAAGCCCUUCCGCUCUUUGUCCACUUUACGACUGUGUCAUUCCAAACAGUAAAACUCCAUGAUCACAAGAAUUCAUGUUUUUCUCAACAACUUAGAGCUUCUACCGGCUGGAUUAUAGCAUCCAAAAAAAAAAAAAAAACAAUAUUUGUAUAUUGUUUUUAUUACAGACAAAUGAGAAUCUGAUACGUGAUAAAAUGACACACUGUUUGGAGUCAUUCCGUCUGUUUGAUCGUUUUUAUUUUUCAUUUGUUGGAAACAGGAAAAGAUAAGAACUGAGAGCGUUUUACGGCUACUUCAACCAAAAUUGUCGUUGCAAGAUCGUAUGGUCCAGAUCCGUAACAUGUAUUUUUACUUUUUUUUAAUGUUUUCAUUAUGAUAAACAUAUCAGUGCUAUAUUAAACUUUUUGUUAUUAACCUGCAAAGACAUACUUUGGUUGUAAAAUCCUUACCCACAUAGCUACCGUAAAAGAUGUUAUAGCCGAAGUGUCGUGUGGUUCACGGUGCAACCGAGAGUUCCGCAUGUAGAAAAUGUAGCCACAGGCCCCAUUGUGGCACAUGGGGGCGGGGCUAACACGAGGGACCAAUCAAAAUCGAUGAGGGUGGAAACUUCAGUCCCGGUGCAUUCACUGACUCUGAGAACUUGGAUUAUUACGGUCAGAAAAUUAUUGUGUUGUUUGUACUUUUAUAGUCUGAAGUUGUGCCAAGAUGGACAUAAAAAGCAGUUUUAUCGUGUCCAAAACGUCCUCAUGCUUGCCUAAAAUGGGUAAAACAUGUUGGAGCUCCAGUUCAAGAACGAAAAGAUAAAUGAAAGUGAAAAAAGUUUUGAAACCAAAAAAGGAACAUUUGAAGCUGAAAAUAAUUAACUUUAUUUUAGAAUAACAAAACGUUUUGGACAUUUUUUUGGCCAAGCACCAAUGUCUUUUUCAAUUUGUUUUAUUUGGGUUUUUAAAUAAUAUUGGCCCAAAUUGAGCUCCAUAGAUUGUAGUUGUAAGAGAACCAGCCGUAAUGCAAAGAGACAAUGAUCGUGAAGGGAAGUUGCAAUGACAGACGUCCUGUUGUGAUCCACACUGGUCCUUUAUGUAAAACCAAACUUCUUUUUCCUGCACAUAAUUCUAAUUUUUAAUUUCCCCCUCCCAUAAUCUAAUGGUGAAAAGCAUCACAUCCCUCCACUGUUCUUGUUGAAUCAGACAAGGUGCUUAAACUGAAGCCUCUGAGCGAGUCUGUUCUACCUAAACGUACAAAAAGCCCAUCAAAAAAUCCGUCUCUGCCUCCAAAAAAACAACGAGGAGAGUAUUUUUGUAUCCGAUUGAUCUGCGUUUGAUAUCAAACGAACAUAUUAGGCAGGACGUCAAACAAAACUUGAAGGAGGCGUUUGCAUUAACGAGGGUUGCUUUAUAACGAAUCAAGACGCUGCUAUUAUUAUGAUUAAGUAAAACUACUGCCUCUUAAGUGAACCUGAGGUGUUGCAGUACUAAUCUUCUCAACCCUCCUCUGGUCCUAAAGAGCACAUUUUUCAUUUAUUUUUGGUAUUUUCUUCGCUCAUCCGUCUGUUUUAGUUGCAGUUCGCUGUGAUUCUUUCACUCCAGAAGCUGCUUCAUGCCAAAAAAGAAAAGAAAACUCCUCGCUGCUACAAGAUCGGGUUCAUUUUUAUGAUUAUUUUUUAACUCUGAUGCAACUUUCCGUUACUUGUGAUGAUGUUAAUCAAAGUGGAAUUCAAUCCAAAAACAGCCUCCUCUAGAAAAAGGUGCACGACUGAACUUCUCAUUUGAACCGGAGUGGAUCGUGGACAGAAGCUUCACUGUAUUCUUGACAUUUUAGGUUUUAGCCAAGAACUUUUUAUUUUUAUUUUUUUUUAUCCAAAGUGACUUAAAAACGGAGCGAGCAAGGUGGAGUGGACGAACUGUCGGCGAGGAAAAGCCGCUUUCACUGCUACUGUAGGCCGGCCUGCACACAACCGCGGUCCACUUACAACCACACGACAAAAAGAGCUGCCUCAAAGGCGGGAAACUCCAACACACACACACACAAAACCUUCCCAACUAUUUGCAAACGACACACUCGAUGGUGCAGAACUAACUAGUAAAGCCAUUAAACAGUUUGCAACUUCUGGUCCAGAAAUGAUGUUGGAGUCACCAAAACUGCGGGCCCCAUUCUUACAUCUUAAUAAAUGUGCCUUUUGAUUUGAGUAAUGAGUAACUUAUGAUUUCUAAGUAACUCUGUAUUAACUUUAAUUUUGAUUGAUUUCUGCCGAUGUGCAUAUUUCACAUGAACGUACUUAUUAGUUUCAAAGUAAUUAAUGAGAUAUUACCUGUUUAUUUAUUUAUUGAGAUAUUUAUUCUGAUUCUUUAUUUUUUUGAGACGAGUUUUUAAUCUUCUGUGCUGUCUUACUUCUGACUUUGUGCCAAUGUGCUGCUUUGAGGUGUUACAUAUCGUGGGUUUGUAUCAUUAUUAAACCCUCACUCUAUAUUUUAA